ACCGGAAGUACUGAUACAUAACAUGUAAUUUUGUAAACAAGUGGUUUCAGGAAACACUUCUAACACACAUUUGCAAAAUGGAUAAGAAAGGAUCUCCCGAUAAGGCUGCAGAAGGUAGAAGAAAGGCAAAUUCAAUGAUCGUACCGGCGCCUGGAUCUGAAGAUCGAAGUGUUAAUUUUAAAAUAAGCGAAGGGAAUGCCUCCAGUUCUGAAACCCAACCUCCACGCAAACAACCACAAAAGUUGUCAAGGAACAGAAGAGCCAGAUCUCUGUAUGGUGUUAGUCCAUGCUGUCAGUUUGGACCUAAGGGAACCAUCCUGGAUAAUUCAUCAUCAUUUCUAACAAUUCCAGAUCCCAGUAGUCAGAAAUUAAAGUGGGUAAAAGCUCCAUUAACAGUUUUGGUUGUAAAGAAGAUGUAUGAUGAUUCGGUGUUGUCAGCAUUUAAAAAACUGGUCUCCUGGCUGGUGGAGUUUAAGAAUAUGGUAGUAUACAUAGAAAAGAAAUAUUUAGAUAAAAAUUACCUGCUGUCUCAGGAUGAAGAAUUUGUUGAUCAUCUCAAAACAAAAUUACAAACUUUUGAAGAAGGUAAAGAUGAUCUAACAGGAAAAAUAGAUAUGAUAAUAUGUCUUGGUGGGGAUGGUACAUUGUUGUAUGCUUCAAAUUUCUUCCAGACAAAUGUUCCACCAGUGAUGGCAUUCAACAUGGGCUCACUAGGAUUUUUAACUCCAUUUCCAUUUGAUAAUUUUAAAGAACAAGUCACAAAUGUUUUAGAAGGUCAUGCCGAUCUGACACUAAGAUAUAGACUGAAGUGUGUAGUGUGUAAAUCUGGCUCUGAAUCACACAAAGUAUCACAUAUAAAACAUAUCAAUAAUUCUGAUAGUAAACAAAGUUAUUUAGUUUUAAAUGAAGUAGUUGUUGACCGUGCACAAUCACCCUACCUUAGUAAUGUAGACCUGUUUGUAGAAGGAAAACUUGUAACAUCAGUUCAAGGAGAUGGUUUGAUUAUUUCCACACCAACAGGAAGUACUGCCUAUGCUGUAUCUGCCGGAGCAUCCAUGGUCCAUCCCAGCGUACCAGCUAUAAUACUCUGCCCUAUUUGUCCUCAUUCUCUAUCAUUCCGACCAGUUAUUGUUCCAGCUGGAGUAGAAAUCAAGAUAAUGGUGGCAGAAAAUGCCAGGAGUUCUGUAUGGUUAUCCUUUGAUGGGAGAAAUAGGCAAGAAUUAAUGCAAGGAGACUGUUUACGUAUCACCACAGCCCAGUAUCCAGUACCAUCUAUAUGUGCUAGAGAUCAGAUAGACGAUUGGUUUGCAGGGUUAGCUGGGUGUUUACAUUGGAACGUUCGCCAACAACAGAAACCUCUUUCCUCAAUACCUAGUACAACCAGCUUAGACUCUGUAGAACUUAGUAAUUAGUUCAUUGGGUUACAUGGAAAUAUUUUGUUUGCUAUUUUUGAAAUUGUAAUGUAUUUGGUAAAGAUUUUAACUUAGGUAUGAAAUACUUGCCACUGCAUAUGGCCAAUUUUCCUUAUUUUUGUGGGUUUUAUUUCAUGAGAAAUCUUGCCCCAACUUGAAAUUUUAAAUUAUGUCAUCUAAUACCUGAAAAUAGCAUUUGAAGAUGAUAAAAGUGCUGUUUGCCAAAUUAAACUUAUUCAGUUGCAUAGAAUAUUAUAGUCAACAUUUAAGUAUCUUUGAGUAAUGAAUAUGUUUUAUACACGGUUAAGUUGAGACAUUUUGCUUUGAAUGUCUUUUAUCGAAGAACAGUAGACUCCGGCAACUUAGAGACUAAAAAAUAAAUAUUAUUUCUGCAUCAAUAAAGAGUAUCAGUAAUUCAUUUCCCAGAUGUAAAGAUAUAAACUUUGAUAUUUGAGGAUUAUUUUUUGACAAAUAAAUGAUUUAAGGCUUUUGAGAAGAAAAAACGAACAUUCUCUUUUAAGGAUGUUUGCUCCUCUAUUUCUUGAAUUUUUGCUAGAUUUUUUUAAAUCCUCUGGUUUUAUCCAUGUAUUAUGCCCACUAACCCCUACUUUUCUUUUCAUAUUUUUAUCACACAAAGGCCAUAUUUCAAAAUCUUAUAAAAUCCUUGUUAUUUUUCAUAUUUUUUUAAACAAAAAAGGUGCCAAUGUUAAAUUUAAGAAAAAUCUAGAGAGAUUUAUUUCCCGCCAAUUUUUCAAUGGCUUAUAUCUCGAAAACAAGCACAGGGACCCUCCAUUUUUUCUGCUUUUUUAGUUUCCUUAUUUAAAUACUAUCAAUUUAUAACAAUCUUUUAAAAAGCUUGUUAUUUUUAAAUAGAGUAGCGAACCUCCUGAAGGGGGGAGACUUUGGUUCAGGGAGAUAACUCUUUAAAUCAGGUAUGUGUUUGUAAAAGUCAAGUAUCAUCAAUGUAUUUUAAGCAUUUACCUGAAACAGAUUGGAAAUAAUCUAUGUAACCUAGAAGCUUAGAAUAUAUUUGUGAAAAUGGUUGACACAAACGUACUGAUGAUUUUCCGAGUUAUUUCCCUUAACCUAGGUCUACCUCCUUAAGCAGGUUUUACAGUACUGCAUAAUUGAUGCAUCAAACAUGUUAUCUUUGCAGCUCGUUUUAAAUUUAGGAUAUGUGAUAAAAAAAUCUAAAAAACAGAUAAUCAAAGUAGCAAACAAAAUAUAUUAUUGUUUUAUAUUUGUUAAGUUUCUCAUUUUAUAUAUUAAUGCAAUCAUUUAAAUAUUUUAAUGUUAAUGAUUUGUUAUAUAAUUUUUUUUGCAUAUUUUGUGAUAUGUCUGUUAUAUUGUUUCUGGACUUUUAUAUUAUAAAUAUUUAAUUCUAAAUAAGUUUAUUUUCCGUUGCUCAUGCAAUUUUUGUCAAGACAAAAAUACGUUUUUCAAGAUAUAGGUGUCAACAAUCACCAUAUUGAUAGAGACCUCCUAAAUAUUUUCCCCUGUAAAGACCUGUCAGUGACCUCCUGUCAUGGAAUUAAAACAAUGGAAUUUAUUUGUAAAUAUAUGGAAAAUUUCAAACUCGAUUGUCAGUGCCAUUUUUUCCAUGUGAGCUUUAUUUCAAUUGGUGGCCUUUUGUCUGUAAUCUGCUCUUUGGUUAGGUUGUUGUCUCUAUGACAUAUUCCCCAUUUCCAUUCUCAAAUUUAUAUGCCACAUUUUAAGAAGACAUCCGUUAUGUUUUUCUACAGGACAUUUGAAAACACUGUAUGGAUAUAAAUUUUUGUGUGGUUGCAAUUUAUUGGUUUUAUUUCUGAGAAAGAUUUCAAUUGAACAUUUUUUUCUUGGUUUUUCAGCUUAUAAGAAAUUAAUAUUACUGUGGAACUUUGGGGAUAUUAUUCAUCUACAAUUACUGUGGAUUCAUUUAUUUUCAUUGGUUUCAAUUUUUUCAAGGAUUUAGAAAAACUUUUACUGUAUAUUUGAAUUAAUGAUUUUGCCACUGACUGCAUACAUUAUUAUAGAAUUUUGUAAUUCGUUGGAACAUUUAAAUUCGUUUAUUGGUUUAUCUGUAUCCAUGAAAUCCACGAAAAUUGGAACUGCAUGAAAAAUAAUGAAUCCACAUUAGCAAUUCUGUUCCAUUGGCCAAUCCAGGGGGUUCCCGGGGUUGAAACCCCCCUUUUUUUGACCGAUCAAUGCAUUUGAAUGGGGACAUAUAGUUGGAGCCCCACCCUUUGUCCUGGGUUGGGACCCCCCUUUUUUAAAUGGCUGGAUCCGCCCCUGGUCGCUCUUUGAUGGUUGAAGGGCUUUUGGGAAUUCAUGAUAACAUUUAAAAGCUUUCAUAGCAUGAUCAGGGACAAUAACAUUGUAUACUUUCAUUUGCCAUUGCCUUAGUUAGAGAUUUGCAAAUUACAUAUGACAUGAAAUAUGUAAUAAACAUUUUUGUUUGCCUCUGAUCAUUUUGGGCACAAAAUAAUAAACUGUAAUUGCACAUACACAAUUGAUACUUUGUGUUCAGAUAUCAUAUUGUAUAAAUCAUUAAAGCCAUUUUACUUCCUAUUAUUUCAGAAUUCAUUGCAUGUAAAAAAAAAUAUUGUAAAUGUUUAUUAUAGGCGAUAUCAGAAAUUGUGUAAUGCAAAAUUAACGCAAUCAGAUUUUAAAAUGUCUGAUUUGAGAUGCUGAAUUUUUAUUGCAUUUUUGCAAUAAUAAAAGAAAAUAUUGCAUGAUUAGUAUUUUAUUGCAUUUUUGCAAUGAUGUAAAGUUAAUUAUCAAAUGUGUAUCAUUUCAUUGCAUUUUUGCAUAAAUUUUUAAUAAUGAAAACCAUGCUAAAAUUUCUGAUUUAACAGAAUUUACUUGAACUUUAUUAAGUUUAUUAUACUGCAGAUUCAUAAUUAUUUUUUAUAAAUUACUGACUUUAUGAAUAUUUUUGUUAAAGUGAUCCAUGAAAUUUUAUGGUAAAAAAAAUAUAAUUCCUACGAUGUUUGGUACAAAUUUGUAAAAAAUUCAAAUCCCCUGAGCAAAUGUCAAACAAAAUGCAUGUUUGCUCACACCAUGAAAAUGGAUAUAUUCACAGUGUUUACAGAGAGAUUGAAAAUACAUUUCUGCUCACUCCUGUCCAUGAAAAUUGGUAUUACAUGAAAAUGAGUACAUUCAUAUUACUGUAUAUCCAGAUCUCAAAUAACUUUUUGGCUAACUUCAUGCAAAUUGGUACCCCCAUGAAAAUGAAAACAUUUACAAUAUUUACAAAGAUCUCAAUUUUGAUUGUUGUCAUGUAAAUUCAUGUCUUAUUUAUUCAUGUUCUAUGAUAAUCAAAUAACCUGAUUUUAUUCAUACUACUGUGGAUUAAUUAAUAUUCGUUGGAUACCAAUUUUCGUGGUUUUCGUGGGUACAGGGAAACAACGAAAUUAAAUGUUCCACGAAAUGCAAAUUUUCUAAAGAAAUGCAUGUGACUUUGUCAAAACCACGAAUUUAAAUACCCACAAAUAUGUAAGUUUUCCUCUAUCCACGAAAAUUAGUACCCACGAAAAUAAAUGAAUCCACAGUAUCACUAGUUAGUAGUUAUGAAUCAUAACUUAUGAUGUUUGCAAUAUUAUUGCUGUAUGUACAUUUUGCACAGGCAAUGAGAAUUUCAUCUCGGCCUUUAAAUAAUCAAACAAUGAAUCUGGUUUCGGGAUUUUCUUGCUAUGUUGAAGUCUCAUUGGUAGCCUUUGGCUAUUUUCUGCUCUUUGGUGAGGAAGUCUAUUUGAUACAUUCUCCAAUUCCAUUCUCAAUAUUAUAUAUGCACAAAGUUUUAAAUUAUCACAAAUUAAUAUUUGAAUUAAGGUGGACAUUUUUUAAAUUUAUAAUGUAUUAAAUGGUUUCUUUUCAUCACAAGUAAGAGUUUCAGGGAUGUUUCAUGAGGUCGAGGAUAUCCAGAGCAUAAAUUGUUAAAAACAAGAAUUUAAAAUUCUCUUAAAAAUUAACCAAUGCGCCAGUGCCGUUAAAACUUAACAGGUUAAUUUGAUAUCCGACCUUUAUCAAUUUCAAAUUUAAUGAUAAUUGGUAUAUAAUUUGGCACAUGUUUGAGCUCUUGAAUACCUUACAAUUCUGUGUCACAAAAUUCUAAUUUUGAGGGUCAACUUAUGUAGAAAGCUGAUGAUGAUCACUUUGGAUAAAGUCAUCUGAAGGCUGCUCUUUAGUUUUUGUUUUGUUCUACUAUCCUCUUGGUGACUUUGCUACCCAUCAUGCCAAUCUGGCAGGUUAGAUUUUCAAUAGCUGUUUUUGUGUCAAAAAUGUUUUUAUAUUUAUUAAUAUAUUUUUUAAAAACUAUUUGAUGUACUUAGUAAAUUAAAUAACAAGGUAAAAUUUUCAUGACACAUUUGACAAAACCAAAAGCAAAAGUUACAGUUCUUUAUCCCAAAAUCACAGUACAAUACAACAACUUGUACUUCAAGUCACUAGGAAAUGAUAAGUCAAAAUUUGACCUACAUAAAUAGAAAAUCAAAGAGUAUUAUAAAGCUUCCACAUACAAUUAAGAUACUCUUAAGAUAAUGUUAUACAUAUUUGCAUUAGAACAUUUUAGAAUUUAGUUUAACAGUAUAAAAAUAGCCAUAUUUGUGAUC
Mytilus trossulus (common blue mussel) is the source of this 6001-nucleotide messenger RNA. RefSeq names its product NAD kinase-like. The record is from RefSeq and is a predicted model, not a curated record. NCBI's taxonomy places the organism in Eukaryota, Metazoa, Mollusca, Bivalvia, Mytilida, Mytilidae. Gene Ontology annotation, biological process: NADP+ biosynthetic process; NAD+ metabolic process. Gene Ontology annotation, molecular function: NAD+ kinase activity. The transcript is spliced from 11 exons. Bases 78 to 1412 code for a protein of 444 amino acids.